AAAAAUGUGUGAGAAAUGCUACUCCUCUACUGAAACUGAGCUUUUUCCUUCCCCAGCCAUGGCGACUGCGCUGCUUCAAAAUCCAUCAAUCCAAACGCUUUAAGCAUUUCGAUUUCUGAGGCAAGUCGUUUCCAUUUCCCAAUCGCAAUUUCAGUUUCUAUCAUCAUGAUUGCAAUUGCACGCAAAAAUCUCUCCUCUUUAGCUUUGAACCCUAAUUCAUUUCUCUGCAACUCCAAUCUACAUUUCCUUCCACCAUUCCACUUUUUCUCGACUUCGAGGAUCAAGAGACUAACCCCUAGCGCUAAAAUUCACGAUGUUUUGGUCAAUAAACACCAAUUUCUUCCUGAAUUAGCUUCGCGUUUGCGUAAAUUUAGAGACCCCCAAAGAGCCGAUUCAGUUCUAUCAUUCCUUAAAGAGAAUAGCUUUACAACUACUCAGCUGCAGAAAUUAGUAAUAUAUGAUCCUCGGAUUCUAGGGUUUACGAUUGAGGGUUUGGACUCCAGAUUGAAGGUAUUCCAAAAUUUGGGGCUUUCUUCCAAGGAGAUUGCCAAGGUGAUUUCCAGUAAUAAGACGAUUUUACAUUCAAGUAUGGCGAACAAGAUCAUUCCCAAUUUAUCGCUGCUGAAGGGCUUGCUGGGAUCCAAUGAUGGUGUGGCCAAACUUUUGAAAAGUUGCUCCUGGUUUAUGAUAUAUGAUUUGGAGAAAACCUUAAUGCCAAAUGUGGAAAUCUUGAAGAGAUGUAGCAUACCAAUGGAGCGCAUCCUUCACUUGCUCUACAGUCUACCGAGAGCGUUCUUGGUCAAGUCGGAUAUCAUGAGGAGAUCGGUAGACAAGGCCAUAGAAUUCGGGGUCCCUCGCACUUCAGUUGUUUUUAUCUAUGCUGUUGGUCUGUUUCACUUUACGAGCCAAGGGCUGUGGGAAGUCAAGCUGCAAACUCUCCGCGAUUUGGGAUUUUCUGAUGAUGAUAUAUUGGCAAUGUUUAGGAAGCAACCACAUGUUUUUAGAGCAUCUGGACACAAACUGAAGAACAAAAUAGAGUUUCUUCUUGCUACUGGGAAGUUCAAUAUAUCCAGUGUUGUAGCUUGUCCCGUAGCACUUGCGUGCAGUAUUGAGAAGAGGCUUGAGCCGCGGAUGCAAAUUCUGAGACUUUUGGAGAUAAGGAAUCUGAUUGAAAAGUGGCCUAGCCUUUCAGGAAUUUCUUCGUUUACAGAUUAUAUGUUUUUUGAUAAAUUUAUUAGGCCUUAUUAUGAUGAGAUUGGCGAAGAGUGCAUCAUCAAGAAAUUUGUCACAGGAAAUAAAAGAGUUGAAGCUGUAAGCAAAUGCUUGCUGAGCUCAGGUUGAAGUAACAGUGAAUAGGUUAAGUAAAAGGUGAAUAGAUGUUUAGUUUCUUAUUAGGCCUUAUGGUGAUGAGAUUACCGAAGAACACAUCACAAAGGUUAGCAAUGAUUAGGUAAAAUAAGGAGGUUAGAACCAUUCUGCUGUUUGGUGGUGUUUCUGCUGAAAGCCGUGACAUUGUGCAGCGUCUUCCUGUUCUUGUCCUGAUUGCUCGUCCUGAGAUUAGAAACUUUGGUGUUGCUUGUUCUGA
Molecule: messenger RNA, 1585 nt
Organism: Salvia hispanica
Lineage: Eukaryota; Viridiplantae; Streptophyta; Magnoliopsida; Lamiales; Lamiaceae
Product: transcription termination factor MTERF8, chloroplastic-like
Biological process (GO): regulation of DNA-templated transcription
Molecular function (GO): double-stranded DNA binding
Source: RefSeq, a predicted model, not a curated record